CGCUGGCUGAGGGCUGAGAGAAGAGCGCUCAGGAGGAGAGUGUUUGGGAAAGCAGCGACACGCCGCUGCUGUUUUCUCCAAAAGAAAAAAAAAAAAAGGUGGACCAAAGUGUCAGGAGCUGCUAUUCCUUAUGCCAGCACUCCUCCUCACUCCCGUUUACUACCCCUCUCUCUCUCUGUAUCGCCGUGUCUGUCUGCUGACUUCUCAUUGACUCACUCCUCUCUGCUUCAGCUGGCUGACUGAGUGCGCUGACACUGGGACCACUACCUGCUGCCUGGGGAUUAAGCGCGCUAUGAAUACCCGGAGCCUAAUUUGUUGUUUUGGCUGCCAGUGAAUGUUGGAUCCCCACAGAGGAGAAGCUGGUGCAUAAAUCCUUGCGGCCAGGACACUGGGAUCGCCUCUGGACUGAGACAACCCAGUGAAAAAGGGACUGGAUGCUUGAGGAAGCAUAUGAAAGAGAGGCGACGAAUCAGAGAAAGAAAGAAAAGGAUUGGACAAGUUCUUUCCUGAAAGGCAGAAAUAGAAGAAGCUAAAUCAACCUCAGUCUUACGAGGAUCAGGGUGCAAUGAGAACCUUUCCCUCUCAUUAUCUGGUUGGGAUUCUCAGUCAGGGUGCUGACACAAGGAAAGAAAGCCCAACAAAUCUCUGCCUGAAGCUUCUUGGUUGAUUUCUGAUCACACACACGUUUUUCUCCUUUUCUUUCCACGAGUUCAUUCAUUUAGAGCAUCUCUGUGUUUUGCUGCUCAUCCGUAGCUGGUUGGGGGAGAGGACGGCUCUGCACCGACAGGUCGAGCGGGGAUUGGGAUCGUUCUCCUCUCCAACUUUUUCCCCCCUCUCCACUACUUCUUCUGUCCUGCUUUCAGCCCUAGCGUACCAGCGGGGUGGGGGGCAGCUCCUCACCCACUCCAUGAGACCGGCCGGGAAUAAAGGUUAUUGAACCGAGGAGUGGCAGGCACGCAGGAGAGAAGAGGAGGAAAAAAAAACAUCUCCGCAAACCCCGGGAGCAUAUGGCUUAGCGAGAGGAAGCCAGCUGCUUUCCAGCCGUCGUACUAAUCACGCCACAGCAGAUACAAGUUGCUCUGGUGACAGUGUCAGGUUUGGACAGAUCUAACAUGCAUUGGUCGCAUAACUCUUCACCGUGACAAACGCUCCCAGACCAUCAGCCAAAGAAGCCAGUCUCCAGUGGAUACAAGGAAGCAGUUGUUGAGUUAAAGGCACGCUGGGCAAAGCAUUGCUCAGGAGAGCUGCUAACCUUUGUUACCCCAACAGGCAACAGCCUCAGGGAGGCUAAAAAAGAUGCUUCUCUGUCGCCUCUUCGGGAAAUACUUAUGACACAUGUUGUUGGUGAGCACCAGACCUUGGCUUGGUGUGUAAAGGCUUUUGACAAGGAAAGAAGGGGGAGUGCUCUCUGAGCCUGCAUCCCCAGACCUCUUUCGCAUCCAUCUAAUUAUCCGUAAGGGUCGCUGGGAGCAGAGGAGAGGAUUUCAUUUGUGGAUUUACUUGCCUGGAAGUUUUCCGUGUGGAUAUUUGACAAUUCCAAACACCCACAUCCAAUCACACAGAUUUCUGGCUUAGGUGCAUCUCACACACAUACAUGCCAAAAGCGCACUGACGCACAUUUACAAACACAUUAUCACCACCCACUUAAAUCCACACACAUGUUUGCACUGUAAGUAUAAACCACUUCACAACACACACACAUAGUCACAGAUUGAAAGCCCAUUAGUUUGUCCUUUUCCUAGCGGGUACAGCAGAAUGGAGGUCGUGUGGACAGGUGGGGGGCUGUAGGAGUCCCUGUCCCCCUGUCUGUCCUCUUUCCCCAAAUGGAUGUUAUUAUCUCUAAAAAUGUGUUGCUUGGAAACCACUGAAAGCUUGCUGCUGCGAUUCUCUGAUAGAAACAGUCACCGGGUCCUCGCCACGGUGCACAGCUGGAACCGCAGCUGAAACACCGGCCAUUACACGUCUUUUUUUUUGUUGCUUUUUUUAUUUUACAUUCAUCUUCAUCCUCUGCCCUUACCCCACCGCCAUCAUUUUUUCCAACGGGUCUUUGGGCACCCCUCGUCGCCCUCCUCGGCCCGUCAUCUCCUCCACCUUGGAGGGGAGGGGGUCAUUGGAGUGGAGCAUGAGCGGGUGCCACUAUCCCUCACCGCCGCCACAGGAGCAUGACCGCAGGUACCAGCACAAGGUGUCCCUGGUGGUGCGCUACUUCAUGAUCCCCUGCAACAUCUGUCUGAUCCUGCUGGCCACAUCUACACUGGGCUUCGCUGUGCUCCUGUUCCUCAACAACUACAAACCUCCUCACUUCACACCGGCCCAGCCUCCUGAUGGCUGCAGAGGGAUGUUGUGUGGCUUCGGCGCUGUAUGCGAGCGUGACCAGACUGACCCGGCCAAGGCUGAGUGUGUUUGCAAGAGAGUGGACUGUCCGUCCUUGGUGGCGCCUGUGUGCGGCUCAGAUUCGUCCACCUACUCCAACGAGUGCGAGCUGGAGAAAGCUCAGUGCAACACACAGAGACGCAUCAAGGUUCUACGCAAGGGGCCCUGCUCUCUGAAGGACCCUUGCACUGAGGUGACCUGCAGCUACGGGAGCACCUGCGUACAGUCCUCAGAUGGCUUGUCAGCUAAAUGCAUGUGCCCCCUCGGCUGCGAGGGCAAGCCCGUGCAGACAGUCUGUGGCAGUGACGGAAAGGACUACCGCAAUGAGUGUGAGCUCCAUCAGCACGCCUGCAAGAACCAGAAGAACAUACGAAUGCAAUACCAGGGGCACUGCGACCCAUGUAAAGACAGUGAGAACAGUCUGAGCACCAUGUGCCGGGUGGAGGCUCUCACCCGCCAGCCCCUCAUCUUUGGCCUGCCAGAGUCGUGCCCCCCGGGUAAUGAGCCUCUGUGUGCCAGCGACGGCCAAACCUACGCUAGCGAGUGCGCCAUGACAGCAACUGGCAUGCAGAAAGGCAUCAAGCUCAGGAAGAUCCACGCGGGACGAUGCAGAAGGCUAGAGGACUGUCAGGAGGAGUGUCUCUUCAACGCUGUGUGUCUGGUGGAACAGCUGAAUGCCCGCUGCUCCUGCGAUCCCAUCGAGUGCGACGGCACUUACAAGCCCGUGUGCGGCAAGGACGGCCGCACCUACACCAAUGACUGCAUGAGACGCAAGGCGGAGUGUCUGAGCAGGACCCUCAUCUCCAUCAAGCACCAAGGGCCCUGUGAUCUCAGCAUACCGAGCCCCUGUCUGGAUAAGGUGUGCGAUCAUGGGGCGGUGUGCGUGGUCAAGAACAACGAGCCGGUGUGCGAGUGCCCUGAGGCCUGCCCGCAAACAUCCGACCCGGUGUGCGGAUCCGAUGGCCACAGCUACGGCAGCCCCUGUGAGAUGCGAGCGAUGGGUUGUGCCCUGCAGAGGAAUAUUCUCAUCCAACACAAAGGACCCUGUGAUGAGGCUUGUGCCAACUGCUCUUUCGGGGCAAUCUGCGAUGCCCAGAGCGGGCAGUGUGUGUGUGCAUCGGAGUGUGUGGAGUCCCACCAGCCUGUGUGCGGCAGCGAUGGCAGCACCUACAACAGCGAGUGUGAGCUGCACGUGCGUGCCUGCAAACAACAGAUGGACCUCCGAGUGGUCAGCCAGGGAGAGUGCAAAACAUGCGGCAACACUGUUUGUGCCUGGGGUGCCCGGUGUGUCCAGAACAAGUGUGAGUGCCCACAGUGCUCAGGCGAGCCCUUCUCUCCGGUGUGUGGAAGUGAUGGCACCACCUACAACAACGAGUGUGAACUCCGUGCGUCCUCCUGCAUGCGGAAGAGGAGAAUUGAUGUGGCGAAGCCCGGCAGCUGUGAUGAAGACUGCGGCUCAGGGGGGUCAGGCUCAGGCGUUGAGAGCUGCGAACAGGACCGCUGUCGCACGUUUGGAGGCUCAUGGGACGAAGACGCUGAGGAUGACCGCUGUGUCUGUGACUUCACCUGCCAAAGUGUUCCCCACAACCCGGUUUGUGGCUCAGAUGGAAAAAACUACAGCAAUGAGUGCCAGCUGAAGAAGGCCAGAUGUGAGAAACAAGAGCACUUGUUGAUUCAAAAUCAGGGACCCUGUGCAGCGAUUUCAGCCACAUCUCUGCCUGAGCUGACAGCACCCCAGCACUGCAGUCUGUCUGUGUACGGCUGCUGCCACGACAACACAACGACUGCCUUGGGAGUCGGACUGGCUGGAUGUCCCAGUACCUGUCAAUGUAAUGUCUACGGCUCCUACAAGCGAACGUGUGAUCCAACCACCGGCCAGUGCUCCUGUAAGCCAGGCGUGGGGGGACAGAAGUGUGACCGCUGUGAGCCGGGCUUCUGGAACUUCCGUGGCAUCGUGACAGAGAACAUGAGCGGCUGCACACCGUGUAACUGCGAUGCCACAGGCUCCGUCCGGGACGACUGCGAGCAGAUGUCGGGUCUGUGUUCCUGCAAGACAGGAGUGAAGGGCAUGAAGUGCAACGUGUGUCCAGAUGGAAGCAAGAUGGGCAUGAAUGGCUGCGACAAAGGUCCUGAGGCUCCGACUUCAUGUGAAGAGUUAGUGUGCAGUUUUGGAGCUACUUGCAUUGAGGUGAACAACCAAGCCCACUGCGAGUGCCCUUCACCUGACUGUGAUGAGAAAAACAAAACCAAGGUGUGUGGCUCAGACGGGGUGACCUAUGCCGACCAGUGCCAGCUGAGGACCAUAGCCUGUAGACAGGACAAGGACAUCACAGUGCAACACUUUGGACAGUGCACAGAAACCAUCUCUGAGCCGGCAGACCGACCCACCCCCAACCCCCCUGCCACUACCCCCAGCUCAACCGCCGCCGCCACCUUCACCACCCCUGCCCCCUCCCACCCUAACAUGGUGUGGGCCAUGCCGCCUCCAAGGACAACCAACACAGAGACCUCUGAGCAGCCCUCGGCCUCCACCCACCCUCCCACCCCCAUCAACAACCAAGCAGAACCCCGCCACCCCAUCCACAUCCAGCCUCAGCCGCAGUCCACCGCUGCCACCAUCACCUCCUCCUCCAACAGGAGCCCUGCUCCCUCUGCCGCCGCAACCUCCUUUGAUGGCUCAGGUAGCGGGGAGCCAAGCGGGGAUGACCAGACCGAAGAAGAGGAGGAGCAGGAAGAGGAAGCAGGUAGCGGUGUCCCAACAGAGGCCAGUGGGGCAGAGGAACCUGUCGGUCCCACGUUGGCAAGCACCACUGUACCCACAGCUGAAGACAGGUCAUCCUGUGACAACACAGAGUUCGGCUGCUGCCCCGAUGGCAAGACACCGUCCAGCACUCCAGAGGGCGCCAACUGCCCCUCCACCAUGAGGUUCAGCGGUUUCCUGCACUUGGACCAGGUUGAGGGCCAGGAGAUUUUCUACACCCCCGAGAUGGAGGACCCCAAGUCGGAGCUGUUUGGAGAGACGGCCCGUAGCAUAGAGAGUGCUCUCAAUGAGUUGUUCAGGAAGUCAGAGGUGCGCAAAGACUUUAUGAGCGUCCGUGUCCGGAGCCUGGCACCCAGCAACUCCAUCCUGGCCUUUGUGGAGGCCCACUUCAAACCAGAUACAAGAUACACAGUGGAGGACAUCGAAGGAGCCCUGCUUAAACAGCUGAAGGCCUCUAAAGAGACCAGCAUUGCCGUGAAGAAGCCAGAGGACGAGAAUAUUCGCUUCACCAAUUAUGGCCUCUCCUCCAUUCCCGUCUUCACCACUACUACCACCACCACGGCAUCGGUCACCACAGCUGCUCCCACCACCACCACCAGGCCUCCGCAAACUACCCCAUACGUCACCCGCAGGCCUUACAAUGGCAGACGUACGACCACAACCUCCGCGCCGGUCACCACACCACCACCACCCACCACCACCACCACCACCAGGCCUCCGCCAACCACCCCGUAUGUCACCCGCAGACCUUACAAUGGCAGACGUACCACCACCACCACCACCACCACUACCACGACCGCGCUGCCUCCAGCUACCACCAUAGCCCAUGUUCGGGGCAAGCUUCACCACAAGGCCCAGAAGCCCUGCAGCUCCCACCCCUGCCUCCAUGGGGGCACCUGCGAGGAUGACGGCAACGACUUCAGCUGCAAGUGCCCCGCUGGGCGAGGAGGCUCCGUGUGUGAGAAGGUGAUCAGGUACUUCAUCCCAUCAUUUGGGGGCCAAUCAUAUUUGGCUUUCCAAACCAUGAGCGCCUAUCACACGGUCCGCAUCGCCAUGGAGUUCAGAGCAUCCGAGAUGACAGGCAUCCUGCUCUACAAUGGCCAGGAAGGCAAGAAGGACUUCAUCUCUCUGGCUCUGGUUAACGGCAAGGUGGAGCUCAGGUUCAACACAGGUUCAGGCACAGGCACAGUGAUCAGCAAAGUUAAAGUCAAUCAGGGCCGCUGGCAUCAGUUGGUGGUGACACGCAACCGCCGCAAUGCAAUGCUCAGCGUGGACAACGAGCCACACAUCGAGGGCGAGAGUCCACGCGGCACAGACGGCCUUAACCUCGACACCCACCUGUUCAUCGGGGGAGUGCCUGAGGAAAUUAAGCAGGAUGUGAGGGAAAGGACAGAGGUGGCCACAGGUCUGGUGGGCUGCAUCCGCUUGCUGGAUGUCAACAACCGGCUGCUCAACCUACAGGAGAACGGGGGUGACAGUCUGUAUGGCAGCGGCGUGGGUGAAUGUGGCAACAACCCCUGCCAGCCAAAUCCUUGCAAGAAUGGUGCUGCAUGCCAGGUCAAGGAGGCAGAGAUGUUCCAUUGCAAGUGCAGCAAAGGAUUCUGGGGUCCAACUUGUGCUGAUGUCCAUGACCCAUGCGAGCCCAACAGGUGCCAUCCAUCCUCCCAGUGCCAGGCGAUGCCCGAGGGAGGCUACAAAUGCGAGUGUCCCAUGGGACGUGAAGGGAGGCACUGCGAGAAAGUGGCUGAGAGGAGAGGGGCUUACAUGCCACUAUUCAACGGAGACUCUUACCUGGAGCUGAAGGGGCUCCAUCUCUACGGGCAUGAUCUGCGUCAAAAGGUCAGCGUGACAGUGAUUCUCAUGGCCAAUGACUCCAACGGUUUGAUCUUCUACAAUGGCCAAAAAUCGGACGGAAAAGGAGACUUCAUCUCUCUGUCACUCAAUGAAGGGAUCCUGGAGUUCCGCUACGAUCUGGGGAAGGGACCAGCCACCAUCAGGAGUAAGGAACCAAUCCAGCUGAACGUGUGGAACACCAUCAACCUGGAGCGCUCCAACCGCAAAGGAGAAAUCAUGGUGAACAAGAAAGACCCUGUCAGAGGAGAGGCACCGAACCUGCAUGUAGAUCUUAACCUCAAAGAGUCUCUUUUUGUUGGCGGAGCUCCUGAUUACAGCCGACUAGCAAGAGUCGCUGCACUCACGGAUGGCUUCAAGGGAACAAUCCAAAAGAUCAUUCUGAUGGGUACCCCCAUCCUCAGAGAGGAGAACGCCCUGCGCUCCAGCAACAUAGCCAUGUUCCAGGACCACCCGUGUUCCCAUGAGCCCUGCCACAACGGCGGCCGCUGCAACCCCAUGCUGGACACCUAUGAGUGUGUUUGCCUCAGUGGUUUCUCAGGGGGACACUGUCAGAACACCAUCUACGAGAAGUCUGCUGGAGAGACCGAGGCCAUUGCCUUUGACGGGCGGACGUUCAUCGAGUACCACAACGCCGUUACAAAGAGUGAGAAAGCUCUGCUGGUGAACAAAUUUGAGCUGAGCAUCCGAACAGAGGCGACCCAGGGCCUGGUGCUGUGGAGCGGAAAGGGCGUGGAGCGCUCUGACUACAUCGCCCUGGCCAUUGUGGAUGGACACGUCCAGAUGACAUACGACUUGGGCUCCAAGCCUGUGGUGCUACGCUCCUCCGUGCGCGUCGACACCAACCGCUGGAUACGCAUCAAGGCUAGCAGAGCACUUAGAGACGGUUCUCUACAGGUUGGCAAUGAGGCAGCGGUAACAGGGUCAUCGCCUUUGGCAGCAACACAGCUGGACACAGACGGAGCACUGUGGUUGGGUGGUCUGGAGGAGCUGGCGGUGGCCCGUCGGUUGCCUAAGGCCUACAGCACCGGCUUUGUUGGUUGCAUCAAGGACGUGGUGGUGGACGGUGUGGAGCUUCACCUGGUGGAAGACGCCUUAAACAGCCCCAAAAUAUUACACUGUCCCGCCGCCAAAUAACCCAGCAGAGACAAAAUAUUGAGAAAAAGGAAAAAAGCAAACCUCCCACUCGCUCCCUCCAUAGCGCCCAUGUCUCCUGCUGUAAUUAUUUUCUAUUUUUGUAUACUUUUCAUCGCUUUUUAUAUGGAAAGAAAAUGAAUAUGUUGUUUUAAUUUUUGUUUUAUAUAUUUUGUUCUGUUUUUUUUAAUCUGCACCUCCAUAAACAGAACACAUUUUCUUUUUCUUUACUGCCCUGGCCCUUCAUCUUUUUCAAAAAAGCAGGCAUCUCUGUGAAAAAAAGAGAUAUUUUAUUCUUGUCAGUUUUGUUGUUUUAAAACAAACGCCAACUUUAAAAAGAAAAAAAAAGCCUGCUCUUUUUCCACGCUCAUUACUUGAACACUGGUGGACCUCGCCGAUGAUCUCUGGUUACUGCCUUGUCUUGGUGCCAUAUCUAUCGUCCACAUUCCCCAAGCAUGGCCUAUACAUCCAUGAUUACACAGACGUACAUUCCCCCCGUGAGAGCUGGAUGCAGUGUACGCUGUGGCCGGCGUGCGCAGCUCAUUGAUGCUGCAGCCAGCUGGCGUCUCCAGUCAAGAAACUCUGUAAUCAGCCCCGGUAGCCCACUGUAUUUUCCUAAUGGGACUUUUCAGAUAUCAGUCAAGCUGCUACAGUGAGAAAGUACACAGUCAAAACCACUCCAUCAACCCCCAUCUCACAGCGCCGAAAAAAAAGAAAGAAAAGAAAAAACUCUCCGCUCAAUCUGAAUCCCAUCAGAGCCUUUAGUUUUGAAAUAUGACUCACUAACACUGCAAGCCGACAUGACGGAGAGAGCGCUGCGUUCCACAAUGACUCGCAUAUCAUUAGUCAUAAGUCAAGACAUGAAUAAACGUUAUAAAUAUAGAGUAUAUAAAUAAUACCUGAGACUGUGAAUAUGUAAGAUGGGUUCUCUUUGGAGAAUUGUGCUUCUCAUGUACUAUUGUGCGUUCUGUUUUACAAUCCGCAGAUGAACUAAUGAUGACCACUAUAAAUGCAUGCACUUCUGCAGUGUUGGUUUGAAUCUGGUUUUUGUUUGUUUUUAUUUUUGUUUCGUUCCAAAAAAAAAAUCUAUCUAAUUUGGAAAAUGUCACUGUUUCGGGGUUUGUUUGUUUUUUUGCAAUGACUAUAAAAAGGUUUUUUUCUCUUAAUUCCACUGAUGUGAUUUCAGAAACUACAGAGCUUGGAAUAAUGUUUUAUAUUUGUUCGUUCCCUGUAUCUUUUUUGGUCUUUUUUUAUUUUCCUUGGGAGCAGUUAGUUUUGCAGGACCUUGAAUGGUGCAUCAGGGGAAGAGUUGUUACCAUAUCUGACCUUAGGGAGGUGCUGAAAGCAAAGACUGAAGAAAAAGGACAGACAGAAAGGAGGCAAGGAGAGAUCUUAUCAUGGGGAGUCCUGUCCUGUCAAACAACAGUCAGUCGUCAACACAAACAAAAAAGCUUCAAAAAAACUCUGCCCAAGACUUUAUUUCUUUUGGUAUUUGACCUAGGACCAUUCCUGGAGGAGUCUUUUUUUCGGCUGUUGAGAAAGAGAGAGACUGUGAUGUUGUUGUGACCUUCUGAAGCCAUAACAGCCGCAAAAAUGGGAGAAAGAUGCAUAAUCCUACAGUACUUGCAAAUUAACAUAGUAACGCAUGGGUUUGUAUUACUAGUGCGAAUUCUGUAACAUUCAGUGAACUGAUGCAACGUGGAGUCGUCUUUGCUGAACCACAAUAAGCUGCGAUGACUGACUUAAGGACACUUGUUUUGAUAUGAGAACUUUGGCAAUAUUCUAAGACAAAAUCAUGCCUGUUCGUGGUUGAGUAUCAAAUGGUCUUGUGCUAUUUCUUUCUUUCUUUCUUAAGUUCUUAAUUAUGUUUUCUUCUUAAAUCAUCAAACAACCUGUUUUUGUACAGCCCUGCAAUUUUUAAGUGUAAAUUUAGCAAAUGUGUUAUCUGUGGAGGUUUAUGUUUUUAGUAAUAUACACUGGAACCAUGUCUGACUUGUCUGUUCGCCCACAAGAUGAUAUACUUAUGUACAUGGGGGAGGGAUAGCCCUAAAGCUAUUACUGUGUUGUGUGUAAUCAAGCUCUGAGUGUCCACACCAGACCAGGAAACCCUUUUCCUGGUGUUCUAAGACACGUUUAAAUUCCAGCACUCACACUAUUAACCUUAGACUGGUCUUAUUUUACCACACUGUUGUUUGAAUUUGAUCCAUUCAGGUGGUAACGCUCAAUAAAGGAGAGAUUCCUGUGUAUUUGGAUGGACUCAAGAACAAUAAAGACAACCGCAGUCUGUGGUUUGGGUGGAAACUAUUUGCCUUAAAAACCGGUCACCUCGACUCUGAGCAGGUGACAAAGACGUCAUCCAUAUAACUGUUUCCUUAUUUUAGCCAGUGUAUUAGCCUCAUCCCCAUAAUGUAAAGGAGUAAUACAUAAUAAUGAUAAUUAUAUUAGUAAUAAUGCUCAUACACAAAAAAAUCCCAGGGGGCCUCUGCAAAUGUCCCCUCUGGCUUUUUACAAAAAAUCUUCUAUUUACUGUUUUUGGAAUCUAUUUUCUGUUCCUUAUUUAUGUCUACAUGUGGAUUACCCUCCAUGUCUGGCCUCUGUAAACUACUGUCCAACUGCGCAAACCUCCUCAAAGGGCAGUGCACCGAGAAAGAGUGGCAUGACCUGAACAUUACUAACUUUAUGACCUUUGUCUUGUGUUCCUACCACCAUGAAAUAAAAUGUCAACCAAAUGGAG
Epinephelus moara (kelp grouper) is the source of this 10853-nucleotide messenger RNA. It is a transcript of the gene agrn, whose product is annotated as agrin. The record is from RefSeq and is a predicted model, not a curated record. Gene Ontology annotation, biological process: receptor clustering; multicellular organism development; G protein-coupled acetylcholine receptor signaling pathway. Gene Ontology annotation, molecular function: calcium ion binding; laminin binding. Lineage: Eukaryota; Metazoa; Chordata; Actinopteri; Perciformes; Serranidae. The coding region runs from base 2123 to 8122 and encodes 1999 amino acids. The transcript is spliced from 35 exons.